Molecule: messenger RNA, 3366 nt
Organism: Cannabis sativa
Lineage: Eukaryota; Viridiplantae; Streptophyta; Magnoliopsida; Rosales; Cannabaceae
Exons: 1
Coding region: 1-3366 (1121 amino acids)
Source: RefSeq, a predicted model, not a curated record
AUGACUUUAACAAAAGAAGAUCCUGAAUCUACCUCACCUGAAAGUGAAAAAGAGGUAGAUGAAAUUACCUUGCAAGAUAUGCGGCGGAAAAUUUUUGCAAAGAAAGAAAAAGAGGCGAAAGAGCUUGAAGAAGCUAAACAAGACCUUCAAAAGCCUUCAUCUUCGGCCAACCAAGAAUCCACCAAUGACAAUCGAAGAUGUAAAAACACUGGUGAAGAUGAGAUGACGCGAGCAAAAUAUGACAUAUUGGCUCAUCUAAAACGCAUCCCUGCUCUUUUAAGCGUUUACGAUGCACUGCAAAUGUCUCCUGAGCAUAGAAAUGCACUUGUUGUCGCAUUGACAAGUCCUGAAUUUUAUACGGAGAAAAUAGAGCCAAUGAAACCUAUAUCACUUGAGACGCAUACCUCUUGUAUGGCAUGCAUAACUUUCGAUGAUAAAGAUCGUCAGUUGGGAGCUGCCUUACAUAAUCGACCUCUGUACGUGACGGGUAUGGUUGCUGAUAAUCGCGUGAGCCGCAUCAUGUUGGAUUGUGGAUCGGCUGUGAAUGUACUCCCCUUAAAAACCUUGAGAGAUGUUGGUUUACACCCACGUCAAUUGUCUCCAUCAUCAUUGACUAUUCAAGGUUUUAACCAAGCUGGAGAAAAAGUAAGGGGAAGUAUCACACUAAAAAUUGAAAUAGGCGAGUUAAAUUCUGAAGCCUUAUUUCAUGUUAUCGAUUCAGACACAUCCUACAAUGUGUUGUUAGGGCGACCAUGGCUUCAUGAAUAUGGAGUCAUUCCUUCAACACUCCACCAAUGCUUUAAGUUUUGCAAGGAAGGCAAAGUCAAAAGUGUCAAUGCAGACCCGAAUCCCUUUUAUGGGGAACAAGUGAAUUAUGCUGAUGCAAAGUUUUACAAGCCAGCUAAUGUCACCAUCUUGAAAGGGAAACCUGAGGAGAGCAAACGUCACGAAAACUCAGUCGUACAAAACUCUCCACAGAUUAAGCGACUAUCCCUUGUGAAAUCUCCUCAGUCCAAAGAGGAGAACUUGAAGGUAUCUAGCCAAAAACGAACCUUCAAGUAUAUCCCUAAAAGUCAACGAGGAGUAGGGCAAAAAGCUUUGACACCGAUCGAAGAUUCGAUGACAGCCUUGAUGACAAGCUUUACUUUACCACUAAGGAAAAUCGAUCAGUCACUACCCAAGGGUAAAAUGCAAAUUUCGGUUUCCUUUGGUAAAGAUAGCAAGAAAAAUAAAAGAGUCAUUACUCUCAAUAAAACGUCCUCCACUUCUGUAACUCCGAAAACCUUCAAAACAACGAAGAAAAAUGUUCAUUUUAAGAAGCAAAAAGGAGUCACAAUCCAUCAAAAUAGUGAUUGUUUAAAAGCUUCUUUUGAACCAGAUGAGUUAACAGAGGAGGAACAAAAGAUGUUUCACAGCGACGAUGUUCCUACACCUUCCCCGCGAGUCUCAGUAUUUGAUAGACUUGAGCCAAGCACAUCCACCCCACGAGUGUCAGCAUUUGAAAGGCUUGUUUUCCCAAGUGCUCCACAGUCAAAGGGAACUAAAAAGCAAAAACGGUGGAUGCCAAAACAGAAGAAAUCUUUGAGAAUUACUACUCAGGGACAUGAAACACAAGAAGAUGGAGAAAAUUUUGCUCAAGUCAAUUACCUCUCUUUCGAAGAAAGCUUGACCGUAGAAGAUGAAGGCUCAAGCUCAAACCCUUCGGAAGAUUUUAUAGACAUCUUUCAACCAGCACCUCAGGAAUUCGAAGAUGGAGGACAAGCAACUGUGGAUGACUUAAUAGAGAUCAACCUCGGGACCGAGGAUGAUCCAAAGCCUGUGUUUGUCAGUGCUUUAUUAUCUGAAGAAGAGUUACCACAGUACAUACAAGUCCUUCGCGAGAACAAAGAUGUAUUUGCUUGGUUAUACCGAGACAUGCCGGGGUUGAACCGAAAGGUUGCUGUGCACAGGUUGGCAGUAUCAAAAGACGCUACCCCUGUUAAACAAUCUCAAAGAAGGAUUCGACCAGAAUUACUUCCCAAAGUCGAGGCAGAAAUUGACAAGUUAAGAGAUUGUCGGUUUAUUCGGGAAGUUCAGUAUCCUACUUGGCUUGCAAACAUCGUCAUAGUGAUGAAGAAAAAUGGGCAACUCCGCAUAUGCGUGGAUUAUCGGGAUCUUAAUCGGGCUUGCCCAAAAGAUGAAUUCCCACUCCCCAUCACUGAGUUAUUGAUAGAUGCUACCACUGGUUUUGAUGCCUUAUCAUUCAUGGAUGGAUUUUCUGGGUACAACCAAAUCAAAAUGGCACACGAGGACGAAGAGCUCACUGCUUUUCGGACACCAAAAGGCAUAUUUUGUUAUACAGUUAUGCCAUUUGGCCUCAAGAAUGCAGGGGCAACCUACCAAAGAGCAAUGACCACAAUUUUUGAAGACAUGAUGCACAAUACUGUCGAAUGUUAUGUCGACGAUCUAGUGGUCAAAACAAAAGAAAGGACAAAUCAUCUUGAUGAUUUAAAACGAGUCUUUGACAGGCUCAGGCAACACAAUCUCAAGAUGAAUCCUUUAAAAUGUGCAUUUGGGGUAACAUCGGGAAAGUUCCUCGGGUUUAUCGUCAGACAUCGAGGAAUUGAAAUCGACCCUGCAAAGAUCAAAGCAAUUUCGGAAAUGCCUCCCCCGCGUAAUUUACGUCAACUACGUGGACUACAGGGAAAACUUGCGUAUAUUCGAAGAUUCAUCUCAAACCUGUCUGGUAGAUGUCAACCUUUUUCGAGAUUGAUGCAGAAAAAUGUCCCAUUCAUUUGGGAUGAGGCAUGUCAGAAUGCUUUUGAAAGUAUUAAAAAGUACCUGUUGCACCCACCAGUGUUGAGAGCUCCAAUCUUAGGAAAGCCAUUGAUAUUAUAUAUCACUUCACUCGACCGCUCCUUGGGAGCCAUGCUAGCGCAAAAUAAUGAGGAGGGAAAAGAAGUUGCUCUUUACUAUUUAAGCAGAACUUUAGUAGGGGCAGAACAAAACUACCCUCCAAUUGAGAAAGUAUGUUUGGCUUUAAUUUUUGCCGUCACAAAACUACGACACUAUUUGCUCUCACAUCCUGUGACUUUAGUGUCAAAAGCUGACCCGCUAAGAUAUAUCCUAUCCAAGCCCGUGUUGUCUGGAAGACUUGCCAAAUGGUCCAUGAUGUUGUCAGAAUUUGAAAUUAACUUUGUCCCGCAAAAAGCAAUAAAAGGACAAGCUUUGGCUGAUUUUCUCGGCGACACCCAAUUCCAGAUGAUAUGGAGUUGCGAGAAGAUCUCCCGGACGAAGAAGUCUUCACAGUUGAUACUUCAUCGUGGCAAUUAUAUUUUGAUGGGGCAGCAAGAAGUAGUGGGGCAGGUGCGGGAAUUGUCUUUGUGA